GUCUUUCAUAUGAUAUAUAAAGGAUAUAUAUAUAUCUUUCUAUCUCAUCCUGCAAACACCUAUUCAGAAUCACAUGCAUUGAAUUUUGAUCUUCUUCCUUUCAUUUCUUUUAUUAAAACCUUUAUAUGUGAUUUACUUCUGCUUCUUCCUCUUCUUCACUUUCUUUCCGGACUAUCCCUCAAUUUUUUGCUUCUUUGAACUCUCACACAAAGUAUCCUAUCAAUGUCUUCAUCAGUUUCAGAUAUCAAUCGUUUGAUAAACCCAUCACCAGAGAAUGAUCCGUUUUUAGCUUUAAUGAUUGAUACUAGAAAAAUAAUAAAUCCAUCAUUUCCACAAUGGGCUUUGAAUUGUUUAAUAACUUUUACAAUCAUGAGAAUUUUAUUAAUCUUAAGUUGUUUGAUUAUAAUCAUUACUCCAUUUUUUAGAGGUCCGAUUAGUAGAAAGAAAAAUUUAUUUUUGUUCAACAAAAUUUAUUCACAAUCAGGAAAUGGAAUUCCUUACUUCGUUCCGAAUAGAUGUUUGAUCAUUUCAGUUUGUGAAUUAUUUUCAAGUGUGUUAUACGUAUUUUCAGCUGUAGGAAACUAUAGACUUUAUUCAGGAAGUGAACCUGUUCAUGGUCCUAUUGGGUAUAUUUGCACUUGGUUUGGUCUAGAAUGGCUCCCUGCUUUUCUUGGAAUAUGGCUCUCAUCUUGGAGUUUAGUCCAUGCAUGCCUUUGUGAUGUAAAAGGUGAUAAUCAAAAUCAAAGGUUUUCUAAACUUUUAACUCCAUUACUUUACAAUUCGAUUUGGUUAACCGUCUCAUUAGUAGUGAUUAUGUUAACUACUUACUGGGCACUGCGUACCACUCAAAUCUUGAUCAUCAUUUCACCUGUUAAAGAACAUUUAUUUGAUUUAUUACAAACUUCAAUUAAAUCUUGGAGUAUCAAUCAUGAUUUAAAACAAAUACCAACUGUUGAAUUAUUUAGUGAAGGAGAUUUUUUACAUCAAUAUCUUGAGAAAUUAUCUCCAAUCAUUGUUGCUUGGGCUCAAACUUGGUUAGCAUUUGCCAUCGUCUUAACAGCUUUUUACCUUUUCAUCGUUUCUGUUUUAUUACGUAUGUUAAGACAAGUUCUACAUAUACGUGAUUCAGAAGCUAUGAGUAUACAAGCACAGUCUUCAAUUUGGAAAGAAUUAGAAGACGAGUUUUGGUUUCUUUCAAGAUCUUCUGUGAUUGUUGCUUUAUCAUUAGGAACUCAAAUCUUAGUCAUGGUAUUUCAAUCAAUAAGUUCUACACAUCCACAAGAUAUUGACUGGAGAAUGGGAUCAGCUAUAGUUUGUCAAAUACCAGGAGUGUUUAUGGUCCCAGCACAACUUUUACAAUCACGUCGAAUCCUUUUUGAAAAGAUUGCAAUAGAUGAUUCAAAAUUUAAUACGGUCCCAUUAGAUUUCCAAACCAAUCCGAUUCCAAAAUUAACUUCACAAUUAUUAGGUUGGGAUACAACAAUUUGUAGGGCUAAAGAACCUAGUAUGGAUUCACUUAAUUUUCCUGGUUUACUUGAAAUCAAAUCAGAUCCAAUUAAUGAUGAUAAGGAGAUCUCAAAUCUUGAAAGUGUGGAAUCAACUUGUACUUCAGAUUUCAAAGAUCCAGUAGAAAUUGAGAUUAAAGUGGUUAGAUCAACUACUACGGUCACUCAAGAAUGAUGUACAUAAAAUGUGAUACUUUUCCCUUUCUUGUAUUUAGUUACAUUUUGUGGUAAAUACUUUUUUUCCAUUUAUCUGAAUAAACUUGUAGUUUAUUCCUUCUGUUCAUAUCUGAGUCUUAGAUAGACGUUUUUCUUCCAUCUCUUUUCGUAUAUCUUGUAUCUAUCUUGUAUGAUGUUUUAUAUUUUGAACUGUAGAAUCUUAUAAACAAACGUUGUACACUCAUUCAAAACACCCAGUCAUUUUUAUUCAGCAAAAUGCAAAAAAGCCUUUUAUAAAAUGAUCUGU
Melampsora larici-populina 98AG31 is the source of this 1968-nucleotide messenger RNA. RefSeq lists its product as uncharacterized. The coding region runs from base 223 to 1680 and encodes 485 amino acids. The transcript has 12 exons. The record is from RefSeq and is a predicted model, not a curated record. NCBI's taxonomy places the organism in Eukaryota, Fungi, Basidiomycota, Pucciniomycetes, Pucciniales, Melampsoraceae.